UUUUCAGCUUAUUCCUAUAAAUUCAUCAAUACAUAUUUUGUUUAUUUUUAAGAUAUAUCUUCGUGGACGACUACUGGAGACAGAGUUUUUGGUGUAACCUUGCUGGGAUACUGUCUACUAUUUCUUCAGAAGCCAGCAUUCUUUUUCUGUGUCUUAUAACCUUAGACAGGCUACUAGUCAUCAAGUUUCCCUUUGGUGGUGCUAAAAUGUCCCCAGACAAGGCCGUCACUUGUGUUAUUUCCACGUGGUUGUUUUCUACUAGUGUCGCCAUAUUUCCUGUUGCAUACGAAGGGUAUUUCAAAAACGAAUUCUACUCAAAAUCAGGAGUUUGUAUCGCUCUGCCGUUAACAAGAGAUCGCCCGUCUGGGUGGGCUUAUUCUCUCACAAUCUUUGUUUGCCUGAAUUUCGUCACAUUUCUAUUGGUUGCAGUUGGGCAAUUGUCUAUUUUUAUUGAGAUACGCAAAUCUGCCGGAAUUGCCACUUCUGUAGAAUCUGCAAGAAAGAGGGAUUUGAAAGUUGCAAGAAACCUAUUGCUAGUGGUAGCAACCGACUUUUUGUGCUGGUUCCCAAUUGGAGUUCUUGGAAUGCUUGCACUGACCGGUUACGUGAUUUCCGGCGAGGUUUACGCAUGGGCAGCGGUCUUUAUACUACCUGUCAACUCGGCCCUUAAUCCAAUUCUGUACACUUUGAGUGCAAUUAUAGGAAAGAAAAGUUUCAAUCCUAGUACAGACGAGCAGUCACUUACGAAGAUAAGUAAAGAAACUGGCGAAAAUGCGAUUAGAUGUUUCACCGCAAGCCGCCGACUAACGGCAAAGAAAACGCUCCCGAAGUUUCAAGGUAUAAAUGAACUUGAAGAAGAAGAUAUGCAUAUGACUGUAGAUGCUAUUCUAGCAGUUGCUGCAAAACUUGCCCAAACUCUGGACGCGACUCAUUCUAAUUCUUUGGGAAUUAAGUGUCUAGACGUGACAACAGUCAUCGUUGGCAUUGCCAAAAAGAAGCUUACAGGAGCGGUGAAAAUUAAAGGUGAGCCGUUUAUUUCUUACAAACCGGAAGAUAAAACAAAUAAUAUCAACCAGCUAGGAGUACUGUUGAGGAGCCUUCUUGCUAUGAGAGAAAGAAAACUUUUAUUAAAAUAG
Messenger RNA from Mercenaria mercenaria, 1136 nucleotides. RefSeq names its product G-protein coupled receptor GRL101-like. The coding region runs from base 207 to 1136 and encodes 309 amino acids. Gene Ontology annotation, biological process: G protein-coupled receptor signaling pathway. The transcript has 5 exons. The record is from RefSeq and is a predicted model, not a curated record. Gene Ontology annotation, cellular component: membrane. Gene Ontology annotation, molecular function: G protein-coupled receptor activity. NCBI's taxonomy places the organism in Eukaryota, Metazoa, Mollusca, Bivalvia, Venerida, Veneridae.